AUGUUGAAACUUAUCGGUAAAGAAGGUACUGAUUUUAACGAAAAUCUAAAUUUGCUAGCUGCGGAGAAAAAAUUGAAACGUUACAGUAUGAGUACAAACGAGAAAAUUAUCAGAUUGUGUCUAGAACUAUUGACAGCAUUUGUAGGCAUUACACCAUUAGUACUAUUAUAUAACAUUACACAAGGUGGUUUCUUUGAUUUAUUAUAUGGAUUUCGGCAGGCUGAUGGAUUCAUGCUCCAAAUUUGGCAGUAUGGAUUGCUAGCAAUGAGUACAAUUUGCAUAUUGGCUGCAAUGAGAUCAAUCCAAAGUAUCAAAGAGACAUAUUUGCGAUGGCGUGUUGCACAUUCAUUCAGGAUAAUUGAACUAGACGCGCAUCUAUCUAAAUCGAUAGGUCCGUCAAGUUUGAAACAAAGUAAAAUAGCUUGGAUUACUGCCAUUAUGAUGGUUGUCAUUGGUGGUGCUGUCACUGCUCUACAUAAUACUGCAUUUACAAUUCAUAAAGGACAAUUAAUAACAGACACAUUUGCACAUACAAAGGUCAGUCCUGCAAGUGGAGGUUUGAGACUACUGUCUUCCCUUCAAUUUCAGGUCAACUGCAGCUCAUACAGAAUAGGUACUCUAGUUCGGAAAUUAAAUACGUGUCCAUUUGGAUUGACCCCUGAAGGCAUGAUGGACUACUUGGCUAACAGUCAAGUAGCUAAUGAUACUGGCAUGAGAGAAUACGAAGGGAUGGUUUUUUCGGAUCAAAAGCCUGUACCUACUAUAGUGGAGAUCAUGAAUGGAACAAUUAAUGCCACUGCUACUUAUUCAAAUGUACCUUUAUUCGAUUAUACCGUUGAUUGUUCAAUAGAAUCUAAUCAAACAUUCGGGCAGAAUGUAAUUGAGAUUCAGCCUGGAAAAGGAGAAAAUGGCAUUCCUGGCAUAUUCUAUGUGAUGGCCAAUGAUACGAAAUUCCCCGAUAAAUUUGUAUUCUAUUCUGUUGCUGCAUGGGAAUCUAAUAAUGUAGUUGGUAUGGCAUCGUUUUCCUAUGGAAAUGGUACAGGUAAGAUCGUUUUUCCGGCAAUUGCCACAAUUAGAAGUCAGCUAAAUAGUACUGUAUGCGAUGUGAAAUAUACUCAACAACAAGGAGACGUAUAUAUAGAUUUUUCACGUAAAAAUGCAACUGUGACAACUACUACACCUGUGAUUCCUAACAAAGGACAACUAGAAAUAGCUGAUUAUACAAUCCUAUCUUUACAACAUUUGUCAAUGGUUGUAUCUCAACUUUAUCGGAGUCCGUUUGACGAAUAUCUUGGCAAUAAUACUGAUGGGAAUUUUUAUACACCUAUUAUAGCAGCUGAAGUCUAUUCUGCUUCCACAUGGUGGGCAUUUGGAUCUCAUGCAGUAAAUAAACCUGUAGAUGGGUGUACUGGUAUUAUGUCUGAAGAAAAUCGGAAUAAAAUAUUAGCACUACGUGAAACAAGGGAAGGACAUCUUCAAAUGACUAUUCCGACAGAUGGAAACGUACCAUCAGAAGAAUGCAAAUAUGCAGGCUAG
This is a messenger RNA of Cetraspora pellucida, 1536 nucleotides long. The record is from the annotation of a GenBank genome assembly. Lineage: Eukaryota; Fungi; Glomeromycota; Glomeromycetes; Diversisporales; Gigasporaceae.